Myripristis murdjan (pinecone soldierfish) is the source of this 1515-nucleotide messenger RNA. Its product is annotated as 26S proteasome non-ATPase regulatory subunit 4-like. Gene Ontology annotation, molecular function: polyubiquitin modification-dependent protein binding. Bases 49 to 1176 code for a protein of 375 amino acids. Gene Ontology annotation, biological process: proteasome-mediated ubiquitin-dependent protein catabolic process. Gene Ontology annotation, cellular component: proteasome regulatory particle, base subcomplex; nucleus; cytosol. NCBI's taxonomy places the organism in Eukaryota, Metazoa, Chordata, Actinopteri, Holocentriformes, Holocentridae. The transcript is spliced from 10 exons. The record is from RefSeq and is a predicted model, not a curated record.
CAUUACCCAUAAUCUACCACGACGACGUAGCUAACGACAGACUCCAAGAUGGUGCUUGAAAGUACUAUGGUCUGUGUGGACAACAGUGAAUACAUGCGCAAUGGAGACUUCCUGCCCACAAGACUUCAGGCUCAGCAGGACGCAGUUAACAUUGUCUGUCACUCCAAGACCCGCAGCAACCCCGAAAACAAUGUUGGCCUCAUCACCAUGGCCAACAACUGCGAGGUGCUGACCACGCUGACUCCAGACACUGGGAGGAUACUGUCAAAGCUGCAUGCUGUCCAGCCCCGUGGAAACAUCAGCUUCUGCACAGGCAUCAGAGUCGCACAUUUGGCACUGAAACACAGACAGGGCAAAAACCACAAGAUGCGCAUUAUUGCAUUUGUUGGCAGUCCAGUGGAGGACAAUGAAAAAGAACUGGUCAAAAUGGCAAAACGUCUUAAGAAAGAAAAAGUCAGCGUGGAUGUUAUCAACUUUGGAGAAGAGGAGAUGAACACAGAGAAGCUGACUGCCUUCAUCAACACACUGAAUGGGAAAGAAGGAGCAGGCUCCCACCUGGUCACAGUGCCUCCCGGCCCCAGCCUGGCUGACGCCCUCCUCUCUUCACCCAUCCUGGCUGGGGAGGGAGGUGCAAUGUUAGGACUGGGUGCCAGUGACUUUGAGUUUGGAGUGGAUCCCAGCACAGACCCAGAGCUGGCCUUGGCUCUCAGGGUGUCUAUGGAGGAGCAGAGACAAAGGCAGGAGGAUGAGGCUCGCAGGGCUGCUGUUGUGUCUGCUGCUGAGGCUGGCGUUCCCUCUCCUACUGCAGAUGAGUCUGAGGAUGCCUUGCUAAAGAUGUCUGUUCCCCAGGCAGACACAGCCACACCUGCUCUACCUGACUUCAGCCGAAUGACAGAGGACGAACAGAUAGCCUAUGCUCUGCAGAUGUCCAUGCAGGGAGCUGGAGCAGAUUUUGGUGGUGAGGACAUGGACACAGGAGCUGACAUGGACUCCAGUGAGGCUAAGGAUGAGGAGGACUAUGAUGUUAUGCAGGAUCCAGUGUUCCUCCAGAGUGUGUUGGAAAACCUUCCUGGGGUCGACCCCAACAACGAGGCCAUCCGCAACGCCAUGGGCUCUCUGGCUUCCCAGACAGGCCCUAAACCAGACACUAAGAAGGACGAGGAGAAAAAAGAAUGAACAUUCAAAGAGAGGAAUAUAGAAUAUGACAUGCAAAAAUAAAACUGAGAAUUGCACGGCAUGUGUUCUUCACAGUAUUGAUACCCUCUUUAACUUUUGACAAUGUAACCUUUAGAAUAGCUGUAUAACUUUAAUGAUGAUACCCUUGUUUUUUUUUUUUUUUUUUUUUUUUUUACUUUGGUUUAUCAACAAGGCCUUCUUCUGAAUUUAUUUCUGUAUGAGUUUGUUUCAAGUCUUGACAUGUUUAUUUUGGGGUUGAUGGUAUUUUAACAACACCGUGUAACUUCAGACUUCAGUCUUGAAUAAAUGUACAGCAUAACAAGCUGGCACUUAAACUGA